This is a messenger RNA of Cyclocybe aegerita, 1893 nucleotides long. NCBI's taxonomy places the organism in Eukaryota, Fungi, Basidiomycota, Agaricomycetes, Agaricales, Hemipholiotaceae. The record is from the annotation of a GenBank genome assembly.
AUGCGUCUCAGCCUUAUUUUCCAUCUGUUGCUUCUCGACUAUCUCGCAAUUGUUUAUGGAGCUUACGCUCUACCAUUCUAUCUUCAUUACAAAGACUCCAAGGCGCACCACGAUGAUCACAAGGAGCACCGGAAGCAACUAGAAGAAGCAGCUGACUUCGCCAACAAGCAGAUAGACAAAUUGCACGGCAUCCUCAACAACAAGGAUAUCCCUGUCGCCGCCUACCAGCACCACAUCGACUAUGCAUUCGGACCUAACGCGGAUAUCGAUGAGAUUCGGCAGGUAGUAAAAAGCAUUCAUGGUACAAAGGAGCUCAGGGUCAAGGAUAUCCUCUUGCCCGUGGAGGGGGUAAAUGCAGACGCCUCCUUUGAACACAGGGAUAUUCGGCUUAUGCACGGUUUCUACAACAAGAAAGUAGAGGACAAAGCUGGAACUUUGAUCCAUGAGGCUGCUCAUGCGCUGCAUCCCGGUAUCCACGAUCUCUUUACCAGUGAUGGCAAAUUUACUCCCACUGCGAGAAAGGACGCGCUUAAAGACACGCACUACCACAAGGGCUACCACGACCACGCAGACUUCCCCCUUCUGAAGCAGAACGCCAAGAAUAUGCACCAGAACGCUGACUCUUACAAGCUCCUAGCCCACACAAUGUUUCAUGGCUUCCACCGAACAGGCAGGCAGCAUGAAGUUCCCAAUAUGCUGCCACCUGAUUAUCCGGUCAAGGCGAACUACCCAUUCUAUCAAUAUGGGCAUCCACAGUCUGCAGAUACCCAGCACGCCCACGACCUUGCCAGCGCGCCGCAUCUUAUCGACGGUCCUUACGAGAAAGUACAUCCUCUGAGGCCAGAGUCUAUGGUCGUCGCUAAAUCGCAGGCCAAUCAGAAAGAACUAGCGACAAACAACAAGCUUGUCAAGAACCAUCGGCCGUCCCAAGGCCGGCCCUCUACUUCUGGACCGGCGUCGGUGUCAACCUCAGGACAUGCAGCCCAAGGCGUGGCGGGACCUUCUAGACAUGCCUCCACCAGGUUGCAUACCAUUCUCGAGGAGGAUGGUGCUGAGGGAUCCCACCAUGGUGCCACGACCCACGACGGGAAUAAGCUCAAGAAAGAUCCGCCAGUGGGAGAAAGUCCUACGAACCACCGGGAGCACCACUCCCCAACCCACAACGGGGCGUAUCACAUUUCCGACAUUCCGGCUCCUCUCGAUCAUGCGCCGUCGCGAGAUUCCGUCUUUUCUCAUUGGUCUGCCCCACCAGGGCUUUCGGUGCCGUCUAUUCAGGCGGCCGACAGUGGCCAGAAUCAAAAGCGUAAGCCAAAUACGCUCAAGAAGAGACCCACACAAGACAGAGAAACGACGUAUACACGUUCAUCUGGGAAGUCCAUUUUCCACCGGAAGGUCAAAGGUACAGGAUUAAAGAUGGCGGAAUCGACCGGCGCAGGCCAUCGUUCCGUGUCUGGAAGUGAAGGAAAGAGGAUAGCUCACGCCCAUCCGUAUCAUAAAAGCAUGGUUCCCCCGAGCGGCCACAGGUUGUCCAAGGAGACUCACGACCACGCCACUACCACGGGGAAGACCGCGGUCAAGGAGAAGCCAAAGGAAAUGCGCCGGGGCAUUGGGACAAAGCUCGGAAGGACGACGCCGCGGCAGUCGACCGUGCCACAUAUUGUUGGAGCCUCAAAGGGAAAUGCGCCACACACCGAUGCCAAGCCGCACGUGGCGCACGUAGUUGGGAAGGGAUUCACAGGCCGGAGACCAAUAUCAGCCAGCCCUCGUCGCUCGACGAAGGGUGUCGGUCAACCCAGGAACGGACGCAAGCCUACAGGUCGCAAAGCCGACCCUUCCCCAAGCCAAACAUUCUUUGCCAGUGUCCCACUCAUCGAUCCGGGCAAGCUCGAGUAA